GCGCCCGCCGCCAGACGCACGCCGCCGGCUCCCGAGACAGAGCAGCGUCCAAGCCGCGCGCCGAGAAAAAAGCAGCCGCCGAGCCGAAGGACGAGGGAGUUGCGCGGACACCGCCACUGACCGAGGGUCGCCUGCAGAGAAGGGGAGACAGCGGUGCCCGACGGAGGCAGCAUACAAGUCAGGCGAUCCGGCCGCAGCCCCUGCCCGGGAAUGGGCUUCCCUGCAGUGACCGUCCUGCUCAUCACAGUGCUGGUGGUCGUCGCCGAACCCCGACGAGAGAUCAAAUACAAAGUGAAGAAGCAAGACUUCUUGCAUAGGUACCACGAAGAGAACAAGAAUCGUACUGAAGAAACUGUAUACGACAUUUGUCACAAGGUGGCGCUACGCCGCUGCGGCCAGAACUUCAUGCGGGCCUUCAAUCUGGUUGAAUAUCUGUCUGGCGCCGACUACUACAACACUCAGUGCACUCUGAGAAAGGCCUUUUUCGCUUGCCUAGACAAGCUGCGUCAGAAACCGUGUCGGAAGCGCCGUGCCUCUGGUCUCGACGACAAACGUUUCCGGAAAAAGUUGGCGGACGCCCUCUGGGAGACCAGAGUUUGUGUCCUCGGCAUCAAAGACAUCGAAGAGCUCCCGCCAAAGAAGAAAGGCCUCAAGUGACGUGCAAGGCUAGCCCACUACCCUCUGCGGCGCCUUCUCCGUAUACAGGGCUGACGUCCACCAAUAGCCCGCCUGUGGAUGUAGUCGUCAUACUCGACCAUCGGGACGUCAUCGAUCCCCUCCUUGGUGUUGUUUACCAUCGUAAUGGUUUCGAUGCAUGUCUGGAAGUAAGUUUGGACACAGGGUUAUUACGCCAGGAUAUUUUAAAUAUUCGAAUCUUUGUUGUUGGUGGUUCAGCGCUCACUGUAUGAAUGAAAAAUAUUCUAACAGCGAACGUUGGCGAACUGUAUGCCGUAACACUGGCGCACGGCGAAACUACUACUUAAUGCAUGUAUGUGGAGUCCACUCGAGUGCACGUCUCUGUACCGCUGUGUUUUGCACUUCUGGGUAACGCUAAUAAGUUAUUUCUGUAGGUUUCUUUCCAAUUUUUAUUGCUAUUUCAGUGCACCUGGCCGCCUUCUGUAUUAGCAUACCACCGUCUGGACAUGAAACCAUGUUAUUUUACAUCGACAAUUUGAGAUGAACUUGUUAAACAAGCUGGAGGAAAAGGCCCUUUUCUGCAAGCAAAUUUUGCGCUGGAAAGAAAGAGAGCGAGAGAGAGAAAAGGCGCUUUGGUGUAUUUCUGUGGCUUUCUAGGGCUAAGUAGCAAUGGUUCAGCUGACGUGCUGUGCGCCAUUGUCGUGUUUUAAUUAUUCUGUGUCCUUGACCCACAAACCUUAGAACAUUCGCUCUAUGGUAACUUCUCAGGUUACAUAUUCUAAACCUAUCACUAUGCGCGAAAUAGGAAUGCGUUGCAAAUAUUUUGAAGUCUAUCAAGUUUGUGUAUAAACAAGCUGUUCUAGUACAAUCGUAUAACUGCGCUGCAAGACCAUGAACAUCACAAGAACGGAAAGAAAUAUGUUGUCUGAAUUUAGGGACGUAAUUUUAUUACCGAUGUAGUUUUCAACUGCUACAAAGUAUUGGAUUAAGAGAAAUCUCAUGACUGCAUAUACAGAGCUAUGUAUAAAAUUAGGUAUAUUGGUCUAUAGCUAACAUGCUUGAAGUUUGAGCAUUGUGAUAGUACUGGCCGUUCUGUCACACGUACUGCGCGACAGAAAAGGAUUAGACCAUGCUUCAAAGCGUAAUAUGUCACGCAUAUAAGGGGCAGACCAAAUUUAUAAAGCCUUUCGUUUGUCAUAGUUGUUUAUCGUUGAACGGCGGCCUACACUAUUAUGCUCUCUAGCACGAUUGGCUGACGCCAGUUCUUAGGAACCCGCUUUCAACCGCGUCGUUAAUGCGGACACUGAACUCUAUAUAACUGUGAACGAGGUUGUUUGAGCAUGCAUUUAUUAACACUAACGAGGUAGACACUCAGGGAUAUUCAGAAAUGUACUUUUCACGAUAUUUCUUACUAUACUCUUAUAUUGUGUGUGCCAUAUCUGUCUUGCAAAUUGUGCUCGGUACGUGACAUGUUUUGCGUGAUACUUGUAUGCAUUGUGUUUCUUCGUGCUAUCAGGCGGGGCCUUAGAUCUAACAAAUGGCCAGUCAUGAAAUCGGCAACCGAUAAAAGCAAGGAAAAUUGUGUUUCUAUCGCGGACUAAGGUGCGCGCCUGUUAGUCAUCACUUGCUAUGCGCAGACAAUGAUGUAAAAGCGGCUCUACAUCAAAGGCUGUACUGGAGAUCUUGCUUCGAUGUAAGCUUGAAUACUUCAAGUAAAUUCGAAAAAAAAAACAGGCUUAGUGACUGUGGUUACCGGUUUUGUUCACUUUAUCAGGCGAUACUACGCGCCGGCACUUCAGCAAGCGCUACGUCUCCUAUACCGAUGAUAGAACAGCUAAUUGAUGAAAUAGCUUCAAUUGCUAUACGCCACCGACGUGUGCUAUAUCAAGCCACUUGCCAACAGCUGCACCGAAAUGAAGUUUCAGUGAUAUGUAGGUUGAAAAGUUCCAAGUGCUUGCAUUUUCGUGUUGCUUAUUUGGUCUCAAGCUCCACUCAUACAGACACGCACACAGAUACACACACGCCGAAAAAAUCGGAAGUUUCUUUGUUUGCGCUUACAGCUCCGUGAGGUUUUUAAGAUUUUCUGGCCACUGCUUAAAUUUUCUAACCAAAAUGCUUUCUCUCCAGCAAAACUAUGUCACUGGCUUUGUAUGCACUGUAAGCACUGAGGUUAUCUAUAGCUUGAACAAGCGUGUUUACUUCAGGAAAAUAGCAGAUACUAAAAAGCAAGUAGCGUCUUGAGAGAAAGUCGUCAGCAGUUGUGUGCAAUGAAAGUAUGAUUGUAAGCGUAUUUUGAACUAGUUUCUUGUGACCUUUGGUUUGAUUACGUGUUGUGUAUUGAUAGAAAAAUUCUGGGUAGCACGCAAACCCGUAAAGCGUCACCCGCGUAAGCUGCGGCAAGUCGAGAAAAACAAACAAGAAAAAGAAAACUUAUGUUAUCGUUUGUUUCAAGACUUUGUUUGUUUCAAAUUUGUUUCAAGACUUUUUCCAAAGGACCUUUACGUUGAGUCUUUCAGAAAGCUGCAGUGACAACAUAUUGAGUUUGCAUCCAGCGAAAGCGACUAUAACUUCACAGUGUCGCGCAGCAUACCUGAAGUUAAAGGAAAGUAGCUGAAUGAAGAUUGCGUUGCUGUCAUAACCUGUACGUCUCCGAUUGCACACUAUUAUUGAAAUUUUGGUUACUUGAAUCAACCAAUUUCGACCGAAGCUUCACCAGCUGUCGCCAAUGGCGUUGUGGCUUCGCGCUGUAUCUACAGUAACGUGGCAACGGUAAUAUGGACAUGUCACGACUAUGCCUCACGCGUCCCUGGCGCAUGAUUUUUCUUACCAUGGAAAUAACCUUAGGAUUAGCGAUACCCUUUCGACCCAUUUAUUUUUUCAUUUUGCUAUUUUGUAAGUCGGCAUAUAAUGCACUGCGCAUGGAAAUGAGUAAUGAAUGAGAUGCUAAGCUAUAGCUCAGUGGAUUUGCGCCGAAGUUGCGUUGCUUCCACGCUCGUAGAGACCACAGGCUUCCUUCUAACAUUCAUUACAUGAUGACGUGUUCGAUGGAAGCUCCUCCGGCAUGGAAAGUACACGACAUAUUAAAACAAGCAGUCGUAAAAAAAUGAAAGAUAAAUGGAAAAUGGCGUUUCGGGACUCAUACGGGUCCCUCAAAGGCCAACUGCAACACAAUUUUGGACCGCGUAAAUCAGUCUAGUUUGAGAUAGUGUAGGUAUAGAGCAGCCUCCGUGCAAAAUCUUACGUUUGAAGUACGAGUGGAUGCAUCACGAAGGGCUCCCUAAAGUUGAAGUUUCUUAAUACCGAAACGACAUGGCCUCCAUGAUUAAGCGCCAGUCACGGUAAAGCCCACAGCUGCCCGCUGCGCACUGCGCGCUGGGAAAUCUUGGAGGCGGUGCACUUGUACUUCUGUCAUAUCCGCUAACACAAAGGCUACACGCUUCGUCUGCUUAGGUGCUAUUUAAAGGAUGAUAAUGAGAUAAAUUAGACAGUUACCAGCCCUGCAGCAUUGCCAAGAUUGGUUCAGUGGUAAAUGUGCCCUACAUACUUUUUCAUUACUAAUUUAGCAAAGUGAAACUUCGUUGCAGUUCGCCUUUAAGAAUUGAGGACCCGUAUGGACACCGAAACAUCGUAUUUAUGCCUUUUCUUUUUUCGCUAGCGAUUGUUUUAAUUUGCCAUCAGCUCUAUUACAGUUUAAUCAGAGCUAUUUAGUACAUUUAAUAAAGGACUGUGGUUUAACUUUACUUGAACAAACUUCAAAAGACUUGAAGCCGCUGCUCGCUCAAGUGAAAGUUCAUUCAAGUGAAAGGAAACGAACACAUGAAGCUGCUAUCAGCACGGGGCUUUUGUAAUUGUUCACUGAAAUGGCAUGUUCGAUAAAAUGGGAUUUCACUAUAUCGCACGGUGCACUUGUCUAAAUGUAUAGCCCAGCUUUGUGAAUCUUUUCUAUAUCUUAUUCGUACUAAUGUGGUUGCAUAAAGCCGAUGCGAACAAGGCUAUACAGUAGCAAUUCGUUGAGUCAUAUGUUUACUUCGUAUAGCAUUUGCAACAAUAUUUUAGCCAAUUAGCCAGAUAAGAAUCCUUCAAUAGAAAACGCUUUUAACCCGUUUACGAGGCUGCUUAGCGGUCAUGUACUUUUUGAUCUGUACAAGUAAUACAGCUCUUCACUUAUGAAAAAAAAAAGCAGUUUAUUUCCUUUUGACGUGACUUCAUUGAAAGAACAUUAUGUAAGCGGCGUACUCCAUGCAUUUUGUUAUUUCAACCCCUGUAUUAAAAAAGACGCAGCUCUUAACUGUUGCUGUGAUAUAUCAAAAUGUACCUUCGGGUUUUCGCAUGACAAAUGCUGCUAAUGUUGUUUAUAUGUGAAAGUCAAGCGUGGUGGUGUUUUGGGGCAGUGUCACGUUUAUAUUGUUCUCUGUGUUUCCCUUCUGACUCAUUUUGGCCUCCUGCAGUGUUAUGCUAUUAAGGAUGGUUUUGAAUGGUACCUGACUGUUUUAAUUCUUGAGCUUGAUCUUAUUUAUGAGAGCGCUUCUUCUUAUGUGUCUAUCUUUGCGUAUAUGUCGCGCGAAAUGUACAUAGUUCCUUCUUCGUAGAGUAUAAAACACGACAUUUUAUUGUGUAGGUACAACGUUAAAAUCAUGUGCCAAGUUAACGUAGCAUUUAACCGUUUAUAACUUUCGUAACAUUCCAACAAUCGAGGGGCCCAUUGACAGGUGUGGCAGCAAGGUAGGAUGCUUCUCUAUGUGUGUAUGUAUUUUCUGUUCGUCUGUUUCAGUAGUGUGUAGAUGUGUAUAAACCGUUGAGAAAUAAUAAAACGUCCCCGAUGACAA
Dermacentor andersoni is the source of this 5462-nucleotide messenger RNA. RefSeq lists its product as uncharacterized. The record is from RefSeq and is a predicted model, not a curated record. NCBI's taxonomy places the organism in Eukaryota, Metazoa, Arthropoda, Arachnida, Ixodida, Ixodidae.